Acanthisitta chloris (rifleman) is the source of this 728-nucleotide messenger RNA. It is a transcript of the gene RSL24D1, whose product is annotated as ribosomal L24 domain containing 1. Lineage: Eukaryota; Metazoa; Chordata; Aves; Passeriformes; Acanthisittidae. The coding region runs from base 61 to 408 and encodes 115 amino acids. The record is from RefSeq and is a predicted model, not a curated record. Gene Ontology annotation, cellular component: nucleolus. The transcript has 5 exons. Gene Ontology annotation, biological process: ribosomal large subunit biogenesis.
UUUAGAUUCUGCAAAUCAAAAUGCCACAGAAACUUUAAAAAGAAGAGAAAUCCCAGGAAGAUGAGGUGGACCAAAGCAUUCCGGAAAGCAGCUGGCAAGGAAUUGACAGUGGAUAAUUCAUUUGAGUUUGAGAAACGCAGAAAUGAGCCAGUGAAAUACCAGAGAGAGUUGUGGAACAAGACUGUUGAUGCAAUGAAGAGAGUGGAGGAAAUAAAGCAAAAACGCCAAGCCAGAUUUAUAAUGAACAGAUUAAAGAAGAGCAAAGAGUUGCAGAAGGCAGAAGACAUCAAAGAAGUCAAACAAAACAUCCACCUUCUUCGUGCUCCCCAUGCAGGCACACCAAAGCAGCUGGAGGAUAAAAUGGUGCAGAAGCUACAAGAGGAUGUGCCUAUGGAAGAAGACUCUUAAAGUGCUUUUAUUUGCUAUUUAUAUUUCUUCAGCAGUUAACAGUUCCUUACUGCCUCACCUGACAUCAUUCAGAACUGUGUUUAGAGCUGGAGAAAAAUACAUUUUAAUGAAUAGUGGUCAUUUACUGUUUGAAUUGUCUUUUGUUUUAUAAGAAAUAAGAUGGAUACUGGUUUGGGCAGUACUUAAAAUUUUGCAAUUUGAGAAAGCUUUGUCAUCUGGAUGGAGAGAGACAUUUGAGAUGCUGUGUGCUCCUUGGAAGGUUAAACUUUCUCUGGGUGACUUCUCCCUGAUAAUUCAAGAAAUAAAAGAUGCUGUCCCUG